GUGACACCUCCACCGCGAGGCACCUCCACCACCGCCUCCACCGCGAUGUCCCCACAAGACGCGUAAAAAGAUUCCCAAAGGUUUUCCAGCUCCGCCAUGUCGAGGCUGCUGGGGCCGCGGCACUACCCGCAGCCGAUGGCCGCCCAGCGGCAGCAGUCGGCGGGCGCGUGGCACCCCGCCGCACUGGGGGCCGCGCUGGGGCCGCGCAACUCCACGGCGGCGCCGGGGGCCCCGCAGCAGCAUCGGGCGUUCCCCUGGGCGGUGAGCGUCCUGGCCGGCGUGCUGAUCGUCACCAUCGUGGUGGACGUGGUCGGCAAUCUGCUCGUCAUCCUGUCCGUCUUCAGGAACAGGAAACUCAGGAAAACAGGAAACGCGUUUGUGGUGAGCCUGGCCCUGGCCGACCUCGUGGUGGCGGUGUACCCGUACCCGCUGGUGCUGACGGCCAUCUUCCACGACGGCUGGAUCGCGGGAUACCUUCACUGCCAGGUGAGCGGCUUCCUGAUGGGCCUGAGCGUGAUCGGCUCCAUCUUCAACAUCACGGGCAUCGCCGUCAACCGCUACUGCUACAUCUGCCACAGCCUGCGCUACGACCGGCUGUUCUCGGGCGCCAACACCGUGUGCUACGUGGCGCUGGUGUGGGCGCUGACCGUGCUGGCCGUGGCGCCCAACUGGUUCGUGGACUCGCUGCAGUACGACCCGCGCGUCUACUCGUGCACCUUCGCCCAGUCGGCCAGCUCGGCGUACACCAUCGCCGUGGUGGCGGUCCACUUCGUGCUCCCCAUCGCCAUCGUCAGCUACUGCUACCUGCGCAUCUGGACGCUGGUCAUCCGCGUGCGGCGCCGCGUCAAACCCGACUCGCGGGCCAAGCUCAAGCCGCACGACCCGCGCAACUUCCUCACCAUGUUCGUGGUGUUCGUGCUGUUCGCCGUGUGCUGGGCGCCGCUCAACCUCAUCGGCCUGGCGGUGGCGCUGGACCCCCGGCUGGGCCGCGCCAUCCCCGAGUGGCUCUUCACCGCCAGCUACUUCAUGGCUUACUUCAACAGCUGCCUCAACGCCGUCGUCUACGGCGCGCUCAACCACAACUUCAGGGAGGAGUACAAGCGCAUCGUGCUCGUCGUCUUCAAGUUCCACUGUUGA
Phycodurus eques (leafy seadragon) is the source of this 1137-nucleotide messenger RNA. It is a transcript of the gene mtnr1al, whose product is annotated as melatonin receptor type 1A like. Gene Ontology annotation, molecular function: melatonin receptor activity. The transcript has 3 exons. The coding region runs from base 97 to 1137 and encodes 346 amino acids. Gene Ontology annotation, biological process: G protein-coupled receptor signaling pathway. NCBI's taxonomy places the organism in Eukaryota, Metazoa, Chordata, Actinopteri, Syngnathiformes, Syngnathidae. Gene Ontology annotation, cellular component: membrane. The record is from RefSeq and is a predicted model, not a curated record.